AUGCAUCUUGUCUCUUUCUUCCUCCUGGUACCCUCCAUCCCUCUCGUUUUCGCAGCUCCUGAAACCCACCUCCAAAAACGAGCUGUAACACUAACCAUCGACGUCUCCAAAACCUACCAAACAAUCGACGGUUUCGGCUUCUCCGAGGCCUUCCAACGCGCCAACCAAAUCGUCAACCUACCACUCCCCAAACAACGCCUCGUCCUCGACGUCCUCUUCAACACCACCACGGGCGCCGGCCUCUCCAUCCUACGAAAUGGUAUCGGCUCCUCCUCCGACUCCCGCUCCGAUCUCAUGAACUCCAUCCUCGUCACAAAGAUGUCCAGCCCGUCCGCAACACCAAACUACACGUGGGACGGGAAAGACUCUGGGCAGGUGUUUGUUAGCAAGGAGGCGCAGAAAUAUGGUGUGAAGACUUUCUAUGCCAAUGCGUGGAGUGCGCCGCCGUUCAUGAAGACGAAUGGGAAUGAGAAUAAUGGCGGGUAUCUGUGUGGUGUGAGUGGACAGGGGCAGGGCUGUGGGGAUUGGAGGCAGGCGUAUGCGAAUUAUUUGGUGCAGUAUGUGAGGUUUUAUGAGGGGGAGGGGGUGAAGAUUACACAUCUGGGGUUCUUGAAUGAGCCGGAUUUUACCGCAAGUUACGCAUCCAUGCUCUCAUCCGGCACUCAAGCAGCCGAUUUUAUCAAAGUUCUCUACCCAACUCUCAAAGCAGCCAAUAUGUCGCACAUCGCCAUAACAUGCUGUGAAUCCACCGGCUGGAGCGACACCAUCAACAAAGUCUCGCAACUGAAAGCGGCUGGAGUGGAGAAUCAGCUGGGUGUUAUAACUUCGCAUACUUAUACGUCUAAUUUCAAUGGGCCGUUGAAGACGGCGUUGAAGGUUUGGCAGACGGAGUACUCGGAUUUGAAUGGGCAGUGGACGAUGGCCUGGUAUCAGAACGGCGGCGCAGGUGAUGGAAUGACCUGGGCCAGCACCCUCCACAACGCCCUCGUCAACAACAACUGCUCCGGCUACCUCUACUGGGUCGGCACCCAAUGGGGCAACACCAACGAGAAGAUGAUCAAGAUAGACGACACCACAAAAGACGUACAGAUCAGCAAGCGGGUCUGGGCUUUCGCGCAGUACAGUCGGCAUAUCCGGCCCGGCGCAGUGAGAGUGUCUGCGACGGGGGCGCCGAGUGGUGUUAGUGCGAGUGCGUUUGUGAAUGAUGGUGGUAGUGGGAGUUUGGUCGUGCCGGUACUGAAUACGGGGACGGGGAGUCAGAGUGUGAGUGUUAAGGUUGGAGGGGGGUUUGUGGUGGGGGGUGUGAGUGCGUGGAUUACGGAUAAUUCGAGGGAGAUGGCGAAAACGGAUGCGGUGCUUUCGGCUGAUGGGUUGGUGACCGGCACGGUGCCUGGGAGGAGCUUUGUGACGUUUGUGCUGACGAAGUGA
Molecule: messenger RNA, 1428 nt
Organism: Cadophora gregata
Lineage: Eukaryota; Fungi; Ascomycota; Leotiomycetes; Helotiales; Ploettnerulaceae
Exons: 5
Coding region: 1-1428 (475 amino acids)
Biological process (GO): sphingolipid metabolic process
Molecular function (GO): glucosylceramidase activity
Source: RefSeq, a predicted model, not a curated record